AUUACGGAACGGCCCUCAGCGAUUUCUCAUGCUUCACCAGGGAGCUUGUGGACCCCAUUUUGCUGCCGGAGGGAAAAACUGUCCUGGAUGUGUUCAAGGUUUGCUUCGACGAUGACGCUUCCCUGUUGGAGGAGUAUCAUAAGGCGCGAAAUGACACCAAACAAAAGUGGGAGCCGUGGCGACCUGCGAAUGCCGGCAGCCCGCCGUUUUCGGGCCAAAGAAAAUUCACGUGCACAACGACAAUUAAGGCUGUGGUGUCCAAGUCGUGCCCAUUUACAGAAUACCAACGGUACGCGUUUAUGAAUGUUGGGGGCAAUAAGCCAGCCCUGGUUGUGCAGCUGUCAGGGCAAGCUGAGGGGGUUAUGUUUGCGGACGCUUUCCGUGCGGAGGCAUUGUUGAUUUUUACCCAAUCCGAUUUAGGCGUGGCCAUGCGCGUGCUUGGUCACAUUCAGUUCCUUCGGGAUGUGUGGGCGAAGGACAAAAUUCUGCGUUCUUCACUUGACACAGAAAUGCCAGAGUGCUAUCGAAAACUGGGGUCUAUGCUGAUAGAACGUCUUCAGGGGGACACUGUUGGUUCUUCAGAAGUAAGAGGGCGUAUUGAGUCGAGUCCGCCGCCAAUAUGCACUGUAGAGCCACUUAAAGUUUCAUCUCACGUGGCUGGUGCGGUAUGGAAACCUGUCGUAUUUAUUGAGUUUGUAUUGGAGAUAAUGAGUGGACUAGUAUGCGUCAAUGCAAUUUUUCACGCGUACUUUUUUGCCGUUUCUAAACCUGUGAUUGGUGUUCAGAGUACCCUGCCUAGCGGAAGUGAGGCAUGUAGUGCUUUAGCUGAUGUUGAGCAAGCAUUGAAUAAUGACGCAUUGUUUUCUUUUUUUGUGGAUCUAGUUCGUCCCAUUUUUCUUGCAUCCCUAUUUUGUUUACUGUGUGUUCUACACGGCUAUAUGCGAACAACCCUUGCGCGUAUGGCGUAG
Molecule: messenger RNA, 968 nt
Organism: Trypanosoma conorhini
Lineage: Eukaryota; Euglenozoa; Kinetoplastea; Trypanosomatida; Trypanosomatidae
Exons: 1
Source: RefSeq, a predicted model, not a curated record